Dreissena polymorpha is the source of this 1005-nucleotide messenger RNA. RefSeq lists its product as uncharacterized. The record is from RefSeq and is a predicted model, not a curated record. The coding region runs from base 257 to 721 and encodes 154 amino acids. The transcript is spliced from 2 exons. NCBI's taxonomy places the organism in Eukaryota, Metazoa, Mollusca, Bivalvia, Myida, Dreissenidae.
AUUUAAAUUGUGCAGUCAAAAGACGUAAAAAUGUAGUUAACAUAUAAUUUCCAAUGUUUUGAUAAAGGCAUUAUGUGGAGAUUUUUAGACAAAAUGUUUACAAUUAUCAAUAUAAAGCAUUUAAUGACAAACUUCAAUACAUGCCAAAAUCUGUGAAAAGGCCCCUUUAAGCCUAAUAUAUUUUGCCGUAUGUAUCUAAACCAAAAACUAAAAAGGACGUCAAUAACCGGUGUGAUAUUUCUAAGCAGGGACAGUAAUGAAGGGUACAAAGGGAGGACAUCCGAGUAUCCUAGACGGCACAAAUGACUGGGAACUACGGGCAGAUCUUAUGAAACAGCUGCAGUUUCCAGACAUUGUCCACACUACCCUACGCCCAGACAUUGUGAUGGUCUCCGGAAAGACAAAGAAGAUCAUCCUGGUAGAGCUGACUGUCCCGUGGGAAGAAAGAUGUACUCAGGCACAUGAGAGAAAGAAGGCCAAGUACGAAGAUCUCGUCCAGGAAUGUAGAGAGGCCGGGUGGAGAGCAUGGUACUACUCGAUUGAAGUGGGAUGCAGAGGGUUUCCUGCACCAUCGCUGGGAAAGAUGUUCCAGGAUAUGGGAAUAGAGGGACAGGCGAGAAAGCUGGCCAUUAAGAAGGUAUCACAGGCAGCAGAAAGAAGCUCCAGCUGGCUGUGGCUAAGGAGCAACGCUAGUAGCUGGAAGCCAUCCACUAAUGGGUAGUGUCUGAUCAACACUGCCGCCCGCCACUUAGAGCUUGUCCUAGGUUUAAAAGGGCGAAACAAGCAAUGACAAGUGGUACCUAGCUGAUGACAUUAGUGGAAAGCAGUUUAUCUGUAUUUUACAACAUGUAUUUCAAAAUAUAAGUUCACAGUAAAUUGAGGAUUAAAUAAACAUUAUUGAGAAACUGUAGUGCGGAUGUUCCACGGAGCGAGCACUUCAUUACAGCUGUCAAGUACCCUAUAUCUUUGAGGACAACACUUCACAUGACUUGUUAUAUGAGUAUA